UCAUCAGGCGGUUCUAUUCAAUAACUUUCAGUUUGAAUAUCGGCAACACUGGCAAACCAACCUCAUUUUGAACUCGAAUAAAAUUGGAAAAUCCAAAUAAAUUAAUCAGUGUUUACCAUAAAAUGAGUAUCCGAACAUUUAUGUGCCUGCGGAAAUACAGUUCCGAAACAAAAACUAGCAAAUUUUUUACUACUCCGAUUUAUUACGUGAACGCAAAUCCUCACAUCGGCCAUCUUUACAGCUCUAUAAUCGCGGACGCUGCUCAGAGAUGGCAGAGGCUGUACCAAAAAGGGGCAGACGUAAAGUUUUCAACUGGUACGGAUGAACAUGGAUCAAAAAUUCAGCGGGCCGCUAAUAAAAACGACACGUCUCCGUUGGAAUAUUGCAACAGAAUUUCUUCGCAAUUUCAAAGACUGGCAAAUGAAUUCGAUGUCGAUUAUACGGACUUUAUUAGGACAACUUGUAAUGAACACAAGAAGACUGUGGAGCUGUUUUGGAAAGCCAUAGAAAACAGAGGACAUUUUUACCUCUCCGGCUAUGAGGGAUGGUAUUCCGUUCAAGAUGAAACUUUUUUGAGCAACUCUCAGCUCAAACAAAAACAAGAAAACGAUGGCACUGAAUCUUACAUUUCUGCAGAAAGUGGACAUCCUGUAGAGUGGACUACAGAGCAGAAUUACAUGUUCAAACUGAGCAACUUCAGAAAUGAUCUGGAAUAUUGGAUAAAUAGAAAUGAAAAGGUAAUUCGCCCAAAGAAAUUCCAGAGAAUCCUACUUGAUUUAUUGAACCAGGAAGACGGUCUCCAGGAUCUGUCUGUAUCUCGUCCAACUUCCAGAGUGCAGUGGGGAAUUCCCGUUCCAGGAGAUCCCUCUCAAACUGUAUAUGUUUGGCUCGAUGCAUUAGUAAAUUACCUCACAGUUUCUGGUUAUGGCAGAGAUGAGACAACUUUUCAAAAAUACUGGCCACCUGAAGUACAUGUCAUUGGAAAAGAUAUACUAAA
Molecule: messenger RNA, 997 nt
Organism: Leptinotarsa decemlineata (Colorado potato beetle)
Lineage: Eukaryota; Metazoa; Arthropoda; Insecta; Coleoptera; Chrysomelidae
Gene: MetRS-m
Product: Methionyl-tRNA synthetase, mitochondrial
Biological process (GO): methionyl-tRNA aminoacylation
Molecular function (GO): methionine-tRNA ligase activity; ATP binding
Source: RefSeq, a predicted model, not a curated record